AUGAACAGGUUCUUUGGACCUUCAAAAACGUGGAAAUCUCUAUUCGGCACCGCAUCUUCGACAAGAGAUGACAAUGCUCAAUUAAGCGCUGUAUUUCAAAAGUUCAAACAAGACUGGGAUCUGGCGGAGUACGAUGAAAGUACUGAAUUGGCGUUGCUGAGCAUACUCACUGGUCAAAUAUAUGAGAUGUACUAUUCUCGGAGAUCCUACUAUGCAAUCAAGCCUGCGGUUGCCAGAGAGAUCAAAAUCUUUUUACAGCAAGCCAGCUUGCACGCUGGUAGAGUUGAGAGCCACAGCGCUCAUCUGAUCAAAACCCGCCCAUACCUGCAAUGGAGAAUUCUGACAGAGACUAUCAAUCGAAAUUUGAACUGUUAUGUUUUCCAAAAGGACAGAGAUACAGAAAUUGAAACUAUGCCAGGGAAUCUUUAUGAUGAAUGGCCACUUCCAAUCUAUGUACCUAAAUCCACAGAAAGACCACACUGGCCAAAGCCAAAUCCUGCAUUUCCACCCAAUGAGUCACUCCUUUGGGUCUUGAAAACCUGUCGCGACAAUGGUGAUUACAAGACCGAGGCCUCAUGUCUCUAUGAACUAAUUGCCCGUGCGGAGAAUCCCCGCUCCUAUUUUGAAGAACUGGACGAUCUUCUUCUGCAAAAACAGGGAGACUAUCGUGCAUACUUGGAAUCUUGCAUAUCGCAAUAUCAUCUCUCUACCGAAGAAUCAUCAUCACGACGGCUCAUUCAAAAAUUGAAAGAAGCAAAUGUGCAACUCGCGUCUUCUUCCGAAGAAGAACUAGACACUCUGCGCAUCGCAGGACUUCAAAUUCAAAACGCUCUCUGUUACCAAUUCCCUGAGCUCUGGCCUGAUAUCAAACAAAACCUGAAACUCAUAGGUAAAAUGGUUCGUCCUGAACUCAAAACAAAUCCCCUUGAUAUUCAAGGAAAAACUGGAGAGCAAGUUCCAGAACACGAUACAGGGGCGCAAAGGGAUAGAGACGAUCCAAUAAUUCACAAAGAGCCGGGUUCAUCGGGGUUGUCUUUCAAACCAAAGCGAAAUGGCGGGAGAUCUCCGGCCCGGACUCGGCCAAAUGACAAAUCCAGAAUAUCGAAACAGAGAGGAUACGGAGAAGCUUCCACAGAAAUCCAUAAGAACAAUACUCGUCGUCGUUCACCGAGCCCACAUUCUAACAUCGAGCUCCUUAUGAGCCAGCGCAUCCUCGAGCGCAACGAUAUACGCCAAGAUAUGGAUAUUUGGAAGCAAAAGCAAGAUAUCGAGCGGCUUGAACGAAAGCUUGACCGAUUAAUGGGCAGUCUUCACAAUGAGACGACGCAAGGUCCUCAGAUGGAGCCGAAUAUGACUGUAGCGCAAGAUAACCCACCUGGUGGAAGCGGUGAAAAGAAUAUCAAUAUUCGAAAGCCAGAUGAGCUCCUAGAAGAGGUUGGCAAUGCUCAGGUGACAGAAAAGAACACUCAAGGUCUGGAUGAUCAGACUCAGAUUGGAAAAGAACAUCAGCCAAGGGUCUCGUCGGACCAGGAAGAACCUCUGUCGACAGGCAACGGCGAAGCUGAAAAUCCAUAUUCUGGCGAAGAAGUUGAAUGA
This is a messenger RNA of Penicillium angulare, 1596 nucleotides long. RefSeq lists its product as uncharacterized. Bases 1 to 1596 code for a protein of 531 amino acids. The transcript has a single exon. The record is from RefSeq and is a predicted model, not a curated record. NCBI's taxonomy places the organism in Eukaryota, Fungi, Ascomycota, Eurotiomycetes, Eurotiales, Aspergillaceae.